Aspergillus ochraceoroseus IBT 24754 is the source of this 1919-nucleotide messenger RNA. Its product is annotated as putative DNA polymerase iota. NCBI's taxonomy places the organism in Eukaryota, Fungi, Ascomycota, Eurotiomycetes, Eurotiales, Aspergillaceae. The record is from RefSeq and is a predicted model, not a curated record. The transcript has 3 exons. Bases 130 to 1869 code for a protein of 579 amino acids. Gene Ontology annotation, biological process: translesion synthesis. Gene Ontology annotation, molecular function: DNA-directed DNA polymerase activity; damaged DNA binding.
CCUGUGAUCGUGAAGAGUUAUUGUAUGCUGACUAAUCCUCUGACUCGAACCACGUCGUUGACUUGAUUUCAACCUCAACAUCUUUUAAUUCUACUAUAUUAUAUAUAUUAUAUAUAUUAAUAUCUUGGAAUGUCCUCCAGAAAUGACUCCCGAAUCAUUCUCCACUUGGAUUACGAUUGUUUCUACGCCUCGGUCUUUGAGGUCGAGCAACCAGCCCUCAAGUUGCUGCCUCUCGCUGUCCAGCAAAAACAAAUCGUCGUCACCUGUAAUUACGAGGCGCGGAGACGAGGAUUGCGCAAACUCCAGUUGAUCAAAGAAGCGAAACAGGUGUGUCCAGACGUGGUCAUCGUCCUCGGGGAAGAUUUGUCGAGAUUUCGCGAUGCGUCAAAGGACCUGUCUCUCUUCCUUCGCGCGUUCAUCUGGGGGGACAGGGUCGAAAAACUCGGGGUUGACGAGCUAUUUAUGGAUGUUACGGAGAUGGUCAGCUAUAAUGUUGAUCUCCUGAAUCCAAAUGAUUUGGAACACUCCUUCUUCCACCUCGACCGUCGAGAACCUACAGCGGGGUUUGCGUUCGACGCCACUCAAAUCCACGGUCCUACCUAUCCUCCUGGCCCUAGCAAGACAGAUCUCAUGUGCGCCCAGCCCCAGGUCGCACAACUCUACCGACGACUACUUCUGGCCUCUCAUCUUGCGGGGUACCUUCGCGGCCAAUUAGAAGACCAGAAAGGUUACACGGCCACAGUAGGCGUGUCCACUUCGAAAUUACUGGCCAAGGUCGUGGGAACGGUUCAUAAGCCGAACAGUCAGACAACGCUUCUUCCACCGUAUGAGACGGCUCCGAAUUUCGAACAGAGCAAUGUGCUCCGUUUUCUCGACUCUCGGGGGAUCAGAGCCAUCCCUGGGAUCGGGUCCAAACUAUCCCAGAAGCUCACCGCAUAUCUGGAGUCUACCACCGGCACAGCGGGGGCGGAUGGAAAACUCACGGUUCGGGAUGUUCGCUUAUUCCCUGGCAUGGGGCCGUCCGUCCUCCACCAAAUUUUGGGCGGACCCGGGGCCCCCAAGGACAUCGGCUCCCGAAUAUGGGGCCUCUUACAUGGCGUGGACAAUCAUGCCGAGAUUCGCGAGGCGCGAGAUUUGCCAACGCAAAUCAGCAUCGAGAACUCCUAUGGCCGCUUAGAUAGCUUUGAAGCAGCCCGGAAGGCAAUGCUUUCUAUUGCCGCCAGUUUGAUUCGCCGGAUGCGGGCCGAUUUGACCGAAAACCACCACGAGACAGAGGAUAGGCCUACAGACGCUGCCGCGGAACCGACGGUGCGUUGGCUUGCUCGCCCACGGACUCUUCGUCUGUCCACGAAUCCCCGGCCAUCCCCGGGCAGCAGCGACGGCACACAUCGCAUAUCCCACUCUGCUUCCCUCCCCCAGUACGUGUUCAACCUGGAUGAGAGCGUGGAAGGCCUGGCACAACGGCUUGUUCACGAGUGUGUCACUCCCUUGUUCCGCAAGCUUCACCAGGGGAGAUCCGGGUGGAAUCUACGCGUAUUAAAUCUUGCCGUGACAAACAUGGUCGAGGUGGCCGGCAGCCGAAAACACAACAGCGGCCAGGAUAUUGGCCGGAUGUUUCACCGGCAGAGUGAGCCUGGGGAGCCCGUUUCUGUCAUUGGGUCAAGGUCGCUGCCUCAGACCCAUCCAGCACCAGCCGACCCAGCUUGGGAGGAGAGUGGCGAAGACGAAGAAGAUAUGCCUGUUGUUUCCUGUGUGCUUUGUGGGGCACAGAUCCCUCAUUUCGCGCGGGCAGCUCACGAGUUAUACCAUUCGACAUCCGGUCCUUCGACCGGGAUUUCUAGUGAUCCGAGCAGAGUACUUUACGCAUGAGCUGCAUUAGAAUGUUUGUAGCCGCAGGGCGGUUACAGCUUACAGAGUAG